AACAAGGUGAAGUACAUCAAGCAGACAACAGCCAUCCUGAAGCAGAAAUAUGGGGGUGACAUCCCCAGAACUGUGGAGGAGCUGGUGCAGCUGCCAGGAGUUGGGCCCAAAAUGGCCCACUUGGCCAUGACCAUCGCCUGGGACCAAGUGUCUGGGAUAGCUGUGGACACCCACGUGCACAGGAUCACAAACAGGCUGAAGUGGGUGAAGAAGGAGACCAGGUACCCCGAGGAGACGCGGGUGGCGCUGGAGGAGUGGCUGCCCAGGGAUCUCUGGAGGGAGAUAAACUGGCUCUUGGUGGGCUUUGGCCAGCAGACCUGCCUGCCCGUGAACCCUCGCUGCACCGAGUGCCUCAAUCGAGACAUCUGCCCAGCUGCAAAGGGCUGCUGA
Molecule: messenger RNA, 390 nt
Organism: Merops nubicus (carmine bee-eater)
Lineage: Eukaryota; Metazoa; Chordata; Aves; Coraciiformes; Meropidae
Product: endonuclease III-like protein 1
Exons: 3
Biological process (GO): base-excision repair; nucleotide-excision repair; base-excision repair, AP site formation
Cellular component (GO): nucleus
Molecular function (GO): DNA-(apurinic or apyrimidinic site) endonuclease activity; oxidized pyrimidine nucleobase lesion DNA N-glycosylase activity; 4 iron, 4 sulfur cluster binding
Source: RefSeq, a predicted model, not a curated record